AAUGUUUUACCAAAUGGAUUUAAUAUAGAUUUUAAACAGAUUUCAGCAAUUCAAAUUCAAUGUGAAACACUUCUUUCGCACAACCACCUUUCUUAGAGCGCACUCAGGAUUUUCCGGUAGUGCUUGUGUUUUGUUCUUAAGAAGAAAAAAUAUAUUAAACAUUUAAUAUGAUAUAAAAGCUUUACCUGUGCAGAUAAAUAGGAAAGAAUACAAUUGUGAUUUGCUUUUGACAUAACUAAUUCGAAUGAAAAAUUAUAUGAUGUUUUUUAGAAGUAAAUCUUGCAACAAACUUUUGUUUCCCAUAAAUUGGGUGAUGUAAGUUUAUGGGUUUAAUUUAAAGUUUUUUUUUAGAGCAUGUUAGCUUAUUUUCAAAAAUGUUUUUUACUAUUAACCCAUAACAGACUGGCGUUGCCAUAUGACAAUGCUUAUCUACCUGACAUCUAUACUGUUUUUUGAAAAGAACAUAAUCAAUUUUUACAGUUUUCUGCUAUGGUGCAGUUCACGAAUUGUUUACGUUACUUCUAAAUAUGCGUAGAUGAUUCUGGCAUGCUUCUUUCCCUUAGUGUGAUUGAAUAUUCUAGCGUGUUAUAUUUGCUGACUGCAAAAUGGAUAUAAACUUCAUAGAUGGGUUAACUCUGGAAGAAGCAUUGCAAAUGGCUUAUUCAGAUGACCUCGAUGUUCGAAACAUCUUUAUAGAACCGCCAGAUGUGAAUGAAUUGACUGAUGAAGAUUCUGGCGAGGAGGAUGAAGGAGGGCUUGUUGACAAUUUGUCAAGAAAUCAACUGAAGGCAUCCGCUCAGUUAGAAGUUUUUCAAAACGAUUCCCUCGAAGAUGACGAACCAGUUUCUCUCGACGAACAUAAUGAGGGGAAGCGCGAAAAUUUUGUAGAAGGAAACAAUCGAGAAGAAACUGUUUUCGCGCAAGCAGAAAAAAUUGAUUAUGACAAAAUUGAAUGGAUCGAAAGUGAUCUUAUAAUGACGGCGAAAGAAUUUCCUAAGGGAAAUUAUGAGAAUUUCAAAACUUUCACGCCUGUCGAAAUGAUCGAACUGUUCUUUGAUGACGACAUGAUUGAUUUUUUCUUGGAAGAGACGACAAGAUAUGCCCUUUUCAAAAAUCAUCCCAAUCCCCAAAUAACUCGAGAGGAAAUGCGGUGUUUUCUCGCAAUCCUAAUAUUGUUUGGAUAUAACUGGAUGCCAGGCAAAAAAUUAUUUUGGGAUACUGCUGGAGAUUUAGGCAACCAAUUGGUUAUAGAGGCAAUGAGAAGAGAUCGGUUUUUGACAAUUUGGAAAUAUUUCCAUUUAGCAAAUAAUAAUGAUAUCGAUCAAUCCGAUAAGUACUACAAAUUGCGACCACUCAUAGAAAAAUUGCAAGCCAAAUUUAUGAAAUAUUACGUUCCCGAGAGAGAUUUGAAUUACGAUGAAUCCAUGGUAAAAUAUUUUGGUGGGCAUUCAUGUAAACAAUUUAUAAAGGGAAAACCAAUACGUUUUGGGUACAAGGUUUGGUGUAUCAAUGAUACAAGCGGAUAUCUUGCGAAUUUCAUGAUAUAUCAAGGAAAGGAUCCAAAAUAUAAUGACAAUUAUAAUGCGGUGUUUGGAACUUCUUCUGCACCAUUUGUCACCUUAUUGAACGAGAUGCCUGAGGAGAAACGAAAUCUACGAUAUUUUCUAUUUUGUGAUAACCUCUUCACUAGUUUCCAUCUAUUUACUCACCUCAAACAAAUGGGAUAUGAUGCAACAGGCACAAUUAGAGAAAACCUUAUCCCAAAAAGCUGUCCUCUAAUUUCGAAAAAAGCUAUGAUAAAGAAGAACAGGGGAGAAGUCGGUUAUGUAUUGGAUAAGCAAAAUGGAAUUAUAUUGGUGAGGUGGGUUGAUAACAAUGUGGUAACUGUUGCACUACUUCUGAUGGAGUAUCUCCAAUGGGCAGCGUCAAACGAUAUUCCAAGGUAGAAAAGAAAAACAUCAACAUCCGAAGACCUUGUGUGAUUGAAAAAUACAAUUCAUCAAUGGGUGGCACAGACUUGAUGGAUGAGAAUAUUUCCCGUUAUAGAAUUGGAUUACGAUCAAAAAAAUGGUGGUGGUGUCUCUUCACCUGGUUAAUAGAUGCUACUUUACAAAACGCUUGGAUUUUACAUAAGAAAGCAGGAAAUAAUUUGACUUAUCUGCAAUUCAGGAGAGAGAUUGUCAAAGCAUACCUCAUAAAAUAUCGCAAUCCUCGGAAACCUGGUGGCAGGCCAUCAAGCAGUGCAUCAAGUAGAUCUUUUAGCCGUAUUUCUGAUGACAUAAGAUUUGAUAAUGUGGGACAUUAUCUGACUUCUGUACCAAAUAAUAAGAAAAAAAAAUGUGCUAGUGAACAAUGCAAGUCAAUUAUGAGAACAAUGUGUAUCAAAUGUGGCGUAGGGCUUUGCCUAAAAUGCAAUUUAUUGUUCCAUACCCGUUUGUAAAUCUUCCUGACAAUUCUGACAUUUUUUCAAUAAAAACAUUUCAUUCAA
Leptinotarsa decemlineata (Colorado potato beetle) is the source of this 2488-nucleotide messenger RNA. Its product is annotated as piggyBac transposable element-derived protein 3. Gene Ontology annotation, molecular function: sequence-specific DNA binding. The record is from RefSeq and is a predicted model, not a curated record. NCBI's taxonomy places the organism in Eukaryota, Metazoa, Arthropoda, Insecta, Coleoptera, Chrysomelidae.